UGUAGCUGCUGGAAGCCAGGAUGGGAUAAUCAUGCGUGUCUGGCUCCGGGCGUUGAUGCAGCUGCCGUUGCUGGAUCCGGACUGGACUCGGGGCGCAGGGUGGGUCUAGUUCCCGACUGGAGCUAUCUGGACCUCAUGUCGAUGUUAUCAAGCGUUCCGAGAAAGACGAGGGCGAUGGCCGCGAGAGGAGUUGCUGCAGCUCUUUGAAAGGCGACAGAAAUCGAGCUUUUUCGCCGAUGGAGGACAGAAUUGGCCGGCAUUAAAGCGCAGGGAUUUGGAAUAACUUGGUAAAAAGGGGGGGAGAGGAGGAUACCCAGCACCCUUUAGAGGAUACCGAGGGCUAAUUUUUUUCUUUAUGGUCUUUUUUUUCAUAACUGGGAUAGAGAUAGAAACGCACCUGGAAGAGGGGCUCACUUUUGCAUCGGUAAUUAGGAGAGGACUGCCUCGUUGGAGCAGCCGCCGCAUCCGACCGACCGGGGGGGAUACUUGGAUGGAGAGGGCGCAGCAGUGAGGGGCUGAGAGAGCGGCUCGCCUUGCCGUGUGUAGGAGGAGGACGGAGGGAGACCGGGGCAGUUUGAGAGGGGGGGACGGGGAGCCAGGAGAGGCGCGGCGGCUCCAUGAGCGGCUCCUGCCGGGACAGAGCGCCCAGAGCCGAGCCGGAGCGUCUCUUCCACCGCCGCGGGUAGAACCCCGGGCUACAGGACGGCGGCCAGUUUGGAAGUUUUGAUGCAUAUGAUCACAACCACCAUGAUUUUUAUGAUUCUUGGUGCUUCAGUUGUAAUGGCGAUAGCCUGUUUAAUGGACAUGAACGCACUACUGGAUCGCUUUCACAACUACAUCUUACCGCAUCUACGAGGGGAGGACCGCGUCUGUCACUGCAACUGUGGAAGGCAUCACGUUCACUAUGUAAUCCCAUAUGAUGGGGACCAUUCCUUGGUGGACUCAUCAGAGAACUACUUUGUGAGUGACAGUGUGACCAAGCAGGAGAUGGACUUAAUGUUGGGGCUGCUGCUGGGCUUCUGCAUCAGCUGGCUGCUUCUGUGGCUGGACGGAGUCCUACACUGUGCCGUCAGGGCCUGGAGGGCGAGCCGCUACUACGAUACCCCGUCUUGGUCAUGGCUGCCCCAGUUCUGCAACCUUCGAGACCUCCGUCGCCGGGCCCAGCUCAGACAGCUGGAAGACUCCAGCGGCAACAUGGUCCACAUCAAGCAGAAGCUCUACCACAACGGCCACCCUAGUCCCCGCCACCUCUGACUCUAAAAAACAAAAUAACAACAAAAAAAAAACCUAGACCCUUUUCCCUAAAAAAAACCCCUUUCUCCUUUCCUCUCCAAAAUCCCUCCUCCCAAACUGCCCCUUGGCCAACUGUUGCCUCAGAGACCCUGGAAAACUGCCCUCCCACUGUUCAUAACAUGGCCCCCUUAAACCCCCCAGGACUUUUAUUAUGACUAAGCCCCUGUCAGCACUAAAAAAAAAACCCCAAAAUGGAGCAAGAUGACGAUUAUUUGUUGCCACUGAAAUCUUGUCUUAUGUCCAUGUCCACCAUUGUGGGAGGAGGAAGAAAAAAAACAUUUUUAAGGGUGUUUUUUCUGUAUAGAGACAUUUUCUGUGUUCAUUGUUAAACUUGGCAUGCUCUUUUAGAACAGGGUAAGAUGUGGGCAGCGUAUGGAACGGGGGCGGCAAGACGGGUGUCAGGAUUUUUUUUUUCUCU
Plectropomus leopardus (leopard coralgrouper) is the source of this 1711-nucleotide messenger RNA. RefSeq names its product transmembrane protein 240a (gene tmem240a). NCBI's taxonomy places the organism in Eukaryota, Metazoa, Chordata, Actinopteri, Perciformes, Serranidae. The record is from RefSeq and is a predicted model, not a curated record.